Molecule: messenger RNA, 804 nt
Organism: Porites evermanni
Lineage: Eukaryota; Metazoa; Cnidaria; Anthozoa; Scleractinia; Poritidae
Source: the annotation of a GenBank genome assembly
AUGUCAAACGCGACAUUCUUUUGGUGUAUGUGGAAAUUACAACAAAGGACAGUUUACUGCGUGACCCUGGAGAAGGCUUUCUCUACAACAGGGCGUUCUAUUUGGGUCACACUUAAUGUCUGGAUGUUGAUCUUUGGCUUCUUUUUUGUUGUAGAGGAAUUUUGGUUCCAUUUCAAUUUCAAAGAAUCGUCCUAUGGUAUUUUUCUAAAUUUGAUGAGCGGUUUACCAGUGUUGGCCAUCCUCACCAGCUCCUGGAUGUUUGUGGUUAUUACCAGCGCAAUGAAACAUUGCGUGAUGCAGUGCCAAGCAGAAAUUAGACAAAACUCUAUUGACUGCAGCUUAGAUGACGUCAUUCGUAUUCAUAAACGUCUUUGCAAACAGAUGUCAAGCACAUCGGAGUCCUUAAAGGUCUGGUUUGUAACUCACUGGUUUAUGCUCGCUAUAACGACUGUCACUUAUGUUGCAAGCAUGGUAUCUUAUUUUCAGCAAGCCAUAGACUGGUACAUCCUGUACCAGCAUCUCCUCAGAAGUUUUAUACACCUUUAUAUAUUUGUGUACCCUAGCUACUGUGCUGCAUCUGUAACAACGCAGUGUAAUCGAAUGCUUAGGGAACUUAACAUGACAACAGAUGAAGACUGGCCAACAGGACACCCAUUCUGCAACCGCUCCCAGCUGGCACUCUUCCUACAGUAUGCACAGUACACCAAUUGUGGCUUUCAAGUUGGGGAGAUUGCUUUUGGUGCUAAUUUCGCAUGGUUUUCAACUCCAGUUGCAAUGUGUGGCUUGGGUGUGAAAGUCUUGUGA